Molecule: messenger RNA, 832 nt
Organism: Ornithodoros turicata
Lineage: Eukaryota; Metazoa; Arthropoda; Arachnida; Ixodida; Argasidae
Exons: 5
Coding region: 57-737 (226 amino acids)
Source: RefSeq, a predicted model, not a curated record
GUAAGCGACGGGGGCUGGAAAAGGUGGGACUCUGGAUCCAGUCUGCUACUAAUCACAUGUAUUGGAGUGCUGCCAUGAGUGGAGACGACAUAGAGCUGCGUCUCUCCAUCUGGAAGAGUAUCAACAAUCACGUUGCUAACGUGCAUGAUGGGCACGAUGGACAGUACACACGAUGCCUGCAUGGGAGCCUCGAAAGGAGAGACUGGCUUUGUCCUGGCUCACCUGAACACAGUCGUUUCGUGUCCCUCACUACGGACCGUUGCCUUUUAAAGGACAUAGCUCAGCUGUCACCAGCGGGGCAGACUUACAGCCUUGAGUCAUUCCAUGCGGUCAUCAUUCACUUCGCUUCAAAGUCUGUGCCUUACACUCCGGCUGUCAUGCAAGCUAGAACACGACUUGCAGCUCUCCAUUUCAACGAAAAUGCAAAUCGAGUGCAAGCAGUGAAGCGGAGCGGAGAAGGAAAAUUCAAGAUCAAGCUGCAGCGUGCAAGGGAGGGUCAUUAUGUGGCGUGCCCACUGAAUGUGGACGCAACAUACGACUACAUCAGGGAUUUGAUGGAAGAAACUGUUGCAGCAUGUCAGCGCUUCAGAACCUUCGACGAGGCUUUUGCUGCCAGCAACGAAGACGUGCCUCCACCCAUGACAGCACACCAUCCCCGAACACAGUCCGCUGCAGAACUCGCUGCUAUACGCCAAAAGAGAUUUUGUGAUGUCCGACGAAGGCUUGACUAUGAAUAAUGUACUCUGCUGAUGGGUACAGUGGACUUGCACUAACUGAAGGCAAGGGCAACCAUGCUUCUCAUUAAUUUAAACAGUUUUUCUGUUUCUAAACA